CUCUUUUCCGGUCGCUAUCCUCGCGUGCGCCGCGAAGAUUCAAACGGAAACAGAAAUGGCGGCGCGGGCUAAACAACCCACAGACGGCAUGAAAAGUCUCAACGAUACGUUUCAAACGUUCAGCGUGGACUCCAGCGUCGUCGAGGACAGGCUGUUUCGUCCCAAUGUAACGGUGACUAAAGAAGAGGACGACGACGACGACGGUCCGGUGGUGUUCAUCUGCAUCAAAUGCAAGUUGCCCGUCGGGGAUUCCUUGUCGUGGGACAUCAGCCAAGAUGGACAAACUCACAUUCAGCUCAAGCGAGUCACCAACAACGUCCUGGUCACUAAGGAGACUCGUCUGCAUGAAUCCAGCAAAGGUUGUCUUUGUCUGAUCGUGGAUUUGUUGUGUGUGGGAUGCCGCACAGUUCUCGGGAUGAUCUAUAGGUCUACGCCCAAGAAGUUGGACCACAAGAGAUACACCUUCUGCUUGAACGUGGCCCGCAUUGACAGUUACCUGCUGGGCUCGGCAAGCCAGAAGUUGUCAGCAGAGGGCCCCAAAGAGCAGCUGGUGACCCUCGAGUACAGAAGCCAGGUUGAGCAAUUGCUGACUGAGAUGAAGAUGAUGGUUGUUUCCAUGGCGCGGCAUGUGGAGGAGCUGCAAAGCGCUGCUCAGGACAAGGCCUGAGCGCGUGGCAAGCCCAAAAGCACGCCCGCUCUCCUCCUCCUCCUCCUCCUGGAGGGCAAAUCGCGUUCGUCAGCACAUCGGACCUCCUUUGAGGUGUAUUUUCUUCUCCAGCGUGCAUGUUUGUGCGUACACGUUUUCAUCAUGAGAGCUUGUGUUUUGGUUGCUUUGUGUUUGUUAUUCAGUUGUUAAGCAAAUAAAGUGUCUUUUGUCUUAUAUAUAUAUACCUGCGGUCACCAAAGUUUUUGCCCCUGGGCCCCAUUUCAAAAUAAAACGAUUGUCGGACUUGAA
Syngnathus typhle (broad-nosed pipefish) is the source of this 955-nucleotide messenger RNA. It is a transcript of the gene mis18a, whose product is annotated as MIS18 kinetochore protein A. Bases 56 to 667 code for a protein of 203 amino acids. Lineage: Eukaryota; Metazoa; Chordata; Actinopteri; Syngnathiformes; Syngnathidae. The transcript is spliced from 5 exons. Gene Ontology annotation, biological process: CENP-A containing chromatin assembly; chromosome segregation. The record is from RefSeq and is a predicted model, not a curated record. Gene Ontology annotation, cellular component: nucleus; chromosome, centromeric region; chromatin.